Molecule: messenger RNA, 653 nt
Organism: Oppiella nova
Lineage: Eukaryota; Metazoa; Arthropoda; Arachnida; Sarcoptiformes; Oppiidae
Source: the annotation of a GenBank genome assembly
GCUACUAUUAAAUAAUGUCGAAAGUAAACACGGCCAAAAUCGCCAACCUGUCCAUGGUCAAACAGGUGGAGUGCGCCGUAUGUAUGGACGUAUACACCGACCCCGUGGUGACGGAGUGCGGGCAUACCUUUUGCCGCCACUGUAUUAGCCUAUGUAUGGACUCUAACCCCGUGUGCCCGCAGUGUCGCAAAGAUUUCAUUACUCGGAAACUGACCGUUAAUUUCAGUAUUAAGUCGAUCAUUGAGACGGGUCUCGAGUUUAGGUGCGAUUAUGACUGGAAUGGGUGUAAGGAGUUGCUGUCUCUGGAUCAGCUACCCGGCCAUCAUAGGGAGUGUAGGUUUAGGUACUGCGGUAAGUGUAGGGCUAAUGUGAGCCGUACUGGCCGUGACCAUAAGUGUAAGGGUCUGUCGAAACCGGCGGUGAAUACUAAUGUCAAUUCAGUCAAUACUGACCAGGAUCAUAAGGGUGAGGGUCAGUCGACAGUGGUGGGCAACCAUAGCAAAUCAGAGACUACUGGCGCUCGUAAGCACAUACCACGACGGUGUCGCUACUGGCCUACUUGUCGCAAGGGUGACCAGUGUAACUUUCAUCACCCGGAUCAGUGUUGUUUCCAAUACGCCAAAUCCGGAAGCUGUCGUUUCGUUUAUAAUUAA